AUGUAUAAAAAAAUUACCUUGAUUCUUUGGUUAUUGGCAACCGUAAUUCCUUUUGUAACCCUCGCUCAGAAAUCUUGCGAAGAAACCUUUAAUGCGACCGAGUGUAACGUUUGCCAAAAAACGGUAUAUGAUGAUGGCGACUUAUCAUUUUUAACCGGUAUCACCCCUUCAUCUAAAUGUCCAACAAGAAUUAAUUUUGACCACGUUAUUCAUGAAGAGUACGAAAAAGCUGGUUAUGAAUUCUCCGCGUUUAACAUUUCCGACGAUCUCAAACCUUUUAAGUCAGCAAUGGAUAAGUUUUGCGCAAUAGAGUAUACAUGUGAUCCAUCAGAAAUUGAACUACUCUUGAAAAAUCUCAAGACGAAUUGUGCCACUGAAUUGUCGGCUCCUUUUGAUUUAAGCGCUGAUCCCAGAACGCUUGAUUUCAAUUCGUUGAUGGCUUACGGUACAUUUCUCAAUUAUUAUGGUGGUAUUCCAUAUCACGAAGUCUCUUGUCUCAAGAACGAUAAAGGAGAAUUUUGUUUCAUCGAAAUGUUCACUAAAUUGUUUGAAUUCGUCAAUAAAGAAAGUAAUGGAGAUACAAACGUUGCCAUAUCUCUUGAUGGGAAGACCUUAUUCCUACCCGAUGGAUCCACCAAAGAAAUUCCAAAGGAUUGGAAUUGCGGUGAAUGUUGGACUAAAAUUGCAAAGAUUCAAUUGACCUAUAUCGAAGCUCAUCCAAUGGAUGAGCAACUUGAAACCAAUAUUUUCGGCGGUCCUG
Funneliformis mosseae is the source of this 760-nucleotide messenger RNA. The record is from the annotation of a GenBank genome assembly. NCBI's taxonomy places the organism in Eukaryota, Fungi, Glomeromycota, Glomeromycetes, Glomerales, Glomeraceae.